Molecule: messenger RNA, 1609 nt
Organism: Xenia sp. Carnegie-2017
Lineage: Eukaryota; Metazoa; Cnidaria; Anthozoa; Malacalcyonacea; Xeniidae
Exons: 3
Coding region: 1-1056 (351 amino acids)
Source: RefSeq, a predicted model, not a curated record
AUGGAAAUUGAAACGAAGUCCCACAAGGAUGACGACGAAUUCUUUGAGAAGAAUUUUCUUGACGAAGACUACGGUAUUAGAGAUGAUGUUCGUAAAUUAUUAAAAAGUUUUCCUUGGAUUUGUGGUGGAUACGGGGUACGAUGGGAACCCCGUCUAUCUUUGUAUGUCACUGUGGCAGCUAAAAGACAAAAUGAUGAAGAUGCCUUAAGAAAAGAAAUUGAUGAAACGUUUGGAUGGAACGCUUCUCCUUACUUUGAAUUUGAACCAGAACCAAAAGAAAAAUCGCAGUUUCGAUUGUUGUCAGACCUUAAAGUAGUAAAAAGAGAGAACGGUCCAAAUCCAUUCAGUGAAGAUAUUCAUGAAACAAUUGCAAACGGUUUUGUUACAAUGUUUUGUAACAAAGACAAGAAACACUACGCUUUGACUUGUUUUCACAAUUCAUGCAUUACUGACCGACAAGCAGCUGGUAACGAAUUCAAUUUUUCGCACAUCUGGGAAGAUAUAAGACAAUUAUGCGAGAAAAUUUCAACAGGAGCAAUCCCAGAUGAAAAUAGAUAUUAUUACGUUCCACUUUUGGGUGAAGAAAUAGAACUUGGAGCUCCUUGUUGUCGAUCAUUUAAUGAAAGCACUGACAUCAUGGCCAUUGAAGUUAUUGACGAAGAAAUGAUUACUCGCAACCCUUUCGUAAUCACGGAGACUGAUUGGAAAAAAGUUAAAAAUCAACUGAAGAAAAGAAAUGCUAAGGUUCAGAAACAUUUUGGAGGCGCUUUAGGAAAAAUUGUAGACAUUAGCUAUUCACACAUAUGCAGAGAAACCAGACGUGAAAUCUUUAGCAAUGUUAUCACCAUUGAAUGCGACCGUCCUUUUCUUAAAGAUGGAGAUUCUGGAAUGUUAAUAUAUUUCUACAAUGAAGACACAGAAGAACACAUACCUCUGGGUUACGGAGUCUGCGAACAUAAAAAAGAUAAUGGAAAAAUUGUCUAUUUAGCCUUUAGAUUAGACGUCGCAUUGAAAAAUCUAAACUUAAAAAAAUGUCUUUGGUACUUGCAGGCAUAAAGAGUGAUCUUAGUCUUAUUUAAUGAAGUUUGGGAUGAGAAAAGUUUAUAUUGAUGCUUUAUCAAAUGCGAAAGUACUUUUUCGUAUUCAUAUACAUCGAUUUAGGUUUAUUGUGUUUAUCAAUUACUUAUUUCUCUUUAUUUUAUUUUUAUCAUCAUUUUGGUGUCAUUGGUGAUAUGUUCAUUUUCACUGUCUCUUGUAUUCGCUAUUCACAUAUUUAUUGCACAAUUCUUGUCAUUAUAAUUUAUAUAUUUUUUCCCAAAUCCAUAAUUUUCUCUGUAAAUUUAUGAUUGGAGUUGAAAUUACGAAAUCUGAAAUGAAUUUCAGAUAGUCAAAGUUCAAUUCACGCAAAUGAUAAAAUUUUACCAAACUUUAACAAAUAUAUUUACCAUCUCAACACUAUAUCUUCAAUAUGUAAGUAUUUUCUGCAUGACUAUUGUUGUAGUUAAGCUAAUCAUUUUUAAACAAAUAAUCAUUAUGUACUCGCUUGCAAAAAAAAAACAGUCAAACUGAAGACAGCAUAAGUUUGCGGAAACAAAUUUAUAAUUGAAAC